GCCCUGUCACCGCCUCUUUGGUCCGAUCGCACGUCUUACGACCUCUUCCUCUACUUGCACGUGCCGCGUUCGGGACUCGAUCACGACUAACCUACGCUCCCGGCUGGCGUACGAAGGUCUGUCGAGAUCACACGCGACUUCUCCCGGGACUUGCGUCAGAUAUACACGGCUAUCGUUGUACGAAAGCCGUUGGAUCGCCAUCCAACGGCUCACAUCCGGAAGGACACGUAACCCGAGCGGGCGGGAAAGGGAACGAAAAACCAAAUAAAUACACGAGGCAAGGCAAGGCAACGAUGCGGAACAGCAAAAGAAUUUUAAUCUCGAUGGGCAAAGCUUGGAAGACUCUUCUUUUACUCUCUCUCCUCUCGCUGUCGCUGACAAUUGCUCAUAUCCAGGAAAAGGGUGAAGAAUCUGAUGAAGAAUCCCCCACUGUAGCAGAAGAACACAACGAAUUCGAGGGUGCUUUCUCAUCGCUCGACGGAAUGUUGCAGUGGGCUAUAAGUCAUUCUGAUCCUACAAGAUUGAAGGAAAAGGCACAUGAUGUUCAAGGACUAUCUGCUGAUGAGUUGAUGAAACUUCAGUUAGAAACAAAGGAAUUGGUGGAGAAAUUGAAGGUGCCAUCGGAUGCAGAAUUGAUGCAAGCAGCAAUAACAGACUUGAAUAAUUCUUCCCUUUCUUUAGAAGAUCUCCAUCGUGCACUCGACGAUCUUCUCAUUCUUGUUGAGUCAAUAGAUAAUGCAAAUGGUCUGAACAAACUUGGAGGCCUAGUUGCGGUCAUUCGAAAGCUCAAUAGUUCUGAACUGGAGAUACGAACAGCAUCUGCAUGGAUUCUUGGGAAGGCCAGUCAAAACAACCCAGUUGUUCAGAAACAGAUUCUUGAACUUGGGGCACUGCCAAACCUAAUGAUGAUGGUGAAAUCCAGUUUUACUGGAGAGGCCUUGAAGGCACUAUAUGCUGUUUCCGCUGUGAUCAGUAACAAUGUUGAUGGCCAGGAGUUGUUCUACUCAGAAGCUGGAGAUUUUUUGCUUCAGGAUGUAAUGAGCAACUCUAGCACUGAUGUCAGGCUUCUCAGGAAAUCCGCUAUUCUUGUAGCAGAUUUAGCACAAUGUAUAUUAGAGAAUGGGAAAGAAGAAAAGCUUCCAUUCAUCAAUGAUCGUAUCUUCUUGAAAUCUCUAGUGAAUCUAACUGCAUCAACUGACCUUGAUCUUCAGGAGAAGGUGUUAAUGGCAAUUAGGAAUCUCCUCCAGCUUACAUCAACGAAAGAGCUGGUUUCCAAUGACCUUUGGGGUCUGGAUGAAGCGAUGGUGAAGAUGAGGGAACGGCUGGAGGAUUUAAUGGAAGACGAGCACAGGAGAGACUAUGCAAGGGAUGUUGAGAGCCUCCGCAAGGAAGUGGAACUCAUCUUCCACAGUAGGCUAGAUAAGGUAACAUAGGAUCCAACAUGGGAUUAAUGCUAAUACAUGCAACGGGUUGCAGGCAGUGUGGACUGUAUCAUAACAUUGCUGGAUGAUGCGGUCCUGUCUGGAGGAAGUUUGUUACAAGGGUGGGAUUGUCCAUUCAAUCACAACUUUAGUUGUAUAUAAUGAGAUAAGACUCCUGGAAGUGGGUUUUGCCCAUUCGAGAAAAUAGAAGGCUGAGUAUUGGUUUUCACCCGGCAACCAAACUACAGUUGAUUUAGUCAUUGCAUGCUGUUUGAUGCAAAUGUAAUGCAUGUGAAUCUAAAACAUUGUCAAAAUUUGAAGGAGAAAAGGAAUAUAUAUAUAUAUAUAUA
Magnolia sinica is the source of this 1771-nucleotide messenger RNA. Its product is annotated as hsp70 nucleotide exchange factor FES1-like. Lineage: Eukaryota; Viridiplantae; Streptophyta; Magnoliopsida; Magnoliales; Magnoliaceae. The record is from RefSeq and is a predicted model, not a curated record. The transcript has 8 exons. The coding region runs from base 294 to 1433 and encodes 379 amino acids.